Molecule: messenger RNA, 5346 nt
Organism: Babesia ovata
Lineage: Eukaryota; Apicomplexa; Aconoidasida; Piroplasmida; Babesiidae
Product: serine threonine phosphatase
Exons: 14
Coding region: 1-5346 (1781 amino acids)
Biological process (GO): proteasome-mediated ubiquitin-dependent protein catabolic process
Cellular component (GO): proteasome storage granule; nucleus; proteasome regulatory particle, base subcomplex
Molecular function (GO): hydrolase activity; protein binding
Source: RefSeq, a predicted model, not a curated record
AUGGCGUACCAAAGGGUCGUCUCCCUGCAGGGAGACCUCGCGCCAGCGAGGUUCGGGCACACCACUACCGCCGUAGGAGGCGGGAAGGUGAUCCUUUUCGGCGGUGCUGUCGGAGGUAAGGCUGCGCUCCGCGGUUUUGACGGCGAGUCAGAUGUCGGAAGGUACACAAUCACCGCCGAUCUCUACCUCUUCGACCUGGUAAACAAUGUAUCCACCAAGCUCGAGUCGGAGAACACGCCCUCGCCGCGUGCCGCGCACGCCGCCGCCUGCGUCGAGUCGAUGCAGGUGGUGGUCUUCGGCGGCGCCACGGGCGGAGGAUCUCUCUCUUCUGACGAGCUGUAUCUGCUCGACCUAAGACGAGAAAAACACCUGUCAUGGAUUACGGUGCCCACCACCGGACGGUCGCCCGGCAGACGCUAUGGGCACACCAUGGUAUUCUGCAAGCCCAACCUCAUAGUCAUUGGCGGCAACGAUGGGCAACAGGCCAGCAACGACGUCUGGUUUCUCAAUGUGGAGAAGUCGCCCUUCUGCUGGGUGGAGGUCGUCUUCCCGCCGACGCUGAAGCAGCCGCCGAAAAGGGUCUACCACUCCGCAGACUUGUGCAGGGAGGGCCCGGCUGCUACCAUGAUCGUCAUCUUUGGCGGGAGGUCCAGCGACAACAGGUCACUGAAUGACAUCUGGGGGCUGAGGCAGCACCGCGACUCCACCUGGGACUGGAUGGAGGCACCAGUCAGGUUCGUAUCGGUACCGGAACCGCGGUACCAACAUUCAUCGUGCUUCAUCGGCACAAAAUUGGUCAUUAUCGGCGGCCGCAACGAUAACGACUUCAACAAACCGCUGUCAAUAUCAGCCUACGACACGGAGACGCUCGAGUGGUUCAACAUAUCAGCUAUUCAUAGGUUCCGGCACUCGUCGUGGAGCUUCGGCGGUCAAAUAUACGUGUUCGGAGGGUUUUCGCACCAGACUCAGAAACACCCGACGUCCGAACUCAGGGCUGUGGAUUGCCAGGAGGCAUUUGCAGACUUCGUGAAGGCCUCUAAGGACCCCACCGGUAUGGCGCGCCUCGGCACCCCCGGUGUCGCCGUGGGCGUCCCCAAGGCCCCAAUGCAGCAGGCCAUGCCCCAGAUCAAACCUGCGGAGCGCGAAAUAAGGCUGUCGUCGCACGCACACGCCGUGCACGAAAACGUGUCGGACUUCUCGUACUUGGUGCGGAAGAUAUCCAUAGACAAGCUGGAGGAGGAGGGCCGCAAAAUCAACAAGCCCGAGGCACGCGCCCAACUGCGGUGGCAACACGACGAUGGUGACACCGUGUACGACCGCGUGAUCCGGGCCCUGCUGAACCCGAACUUCAGCAACGAGCACGUCACCAUGUCGUACAACGAGACGUUGUUCCCUGUGCCGUACGAGGACGUACAGGCACUGUGUCAGAUGGUGUGUGCUACAUUUGUGCGUGUAUACUUCGCAGGUCUAUCAGAUCGUCAAGCAGGAGGAGACGGUGCUGAAACUGAGGGCGCCCAUAAAAGUUUCGCAGUUUACGGCGACAUCCACGGACAGUACUACGACCUCAUGCGCCUGUUUAGGCUCUACAAGUGCCCACUCGAGGAGUCCCUGGCCGAGUCAAUCGGCGCCGUUGGCGAUAUCGACUCCAACGACUACCUGUUCCUAGGCGACUACGUGGACCGCGGGUCAAACAACCUGGAGGUCAUCUGCCUACUGUUCGCACUCAAGUGCAAAUACCCGACGCAGAUCCACAUGCUGCGCGGCAACCACGAGGACCCCGGGAUCAAUGCGAUCUACGGGUUCCAGGACGAGUGCCGUCGCCGGCUGCGCGAGGAGUGUGAGAACCCGUACAGCUGCUGGAACAGCGUCAACAAAAUCUUCGAGAUGUUGCCUCUGGGCGCGCUGAUCGAAAAGAAGAUCCUGUGUGUACACGGAGGGAUCGGAAAGACGAUCAACCAUGUUUCGGACAUCGAAGGGAUCGUCCGGCCCAUCACCGUAGCCCCCGUGCCCAAGAACGAGCAGGACCAGAAGAUCCUGGAUAUCCUCUGGUCAGACCCGACCGACAGCGACGCUGUGCUGGGCACCAUUCCCAACGAAGUUCGCGACCCCGACAAGGUCGGCCACAUCGUGAAGUUCGGGCCGGACCGGGUCCACAAGUUCCUGACUGCGAACGACCUACAGCUGAUCAUACGCGCACAUGAGUGUGUGAUGGACGGGUUCGAGCGGUUCGCGGGCGGCAGGCUGAUCACGCUAUUCUCAGGUAGGCGCCUACUCCCGCUCCAACAUAGCAUCGCAGCCACCAACUACUGCAACCACUACAAGAACGCCGGGGCGCUACUGUUCAUUCGGCGCGACCUGACUAUCGUGCCGAAGCUCAUAUACCCGUCUAACGCCGACAACAAGAACGCGGAGACAUGCUCCGCCGACCCCGUGCUCGCGCUGCUCCACGAGCGCGACGACGCCUCGCGGGAGCUCGGCCUGGUACAACUGGACUCCAUCGUCGACACCUUCUGGCCGGAGAUCGCCGACAGCCUUCCAACCAUAGAGUACAUCUACGAGGACCCGCACUUCCGCGCGCGCGAUCUCGCCGCGCUGGUGGCGUCGAAGGUCUAUUUCAACCUGCAGGACUAUGCGAAGGCGCUGCAUUACGCCCUGGCGGCGGGCGACCGCUUCGACCCUCAGGGGCGCUCGGAGUACGCCAACAUAAUCGUCGCGAAGGCCGUCGACGAGUACAUCCGCUCACGUCAGGAGGCACAGGAUGGCAGCACCCCGCGCCUAAACGCUUCUCUGGAACCAACUUCGCAAGCUCCGCUCGAGGCGUUGGUCACCAGGCUCAUCAACAUGAGCGUCGAAGCCGGCGACGAGCACCACGCCAUCGGAAUCGCUCUCGACGCACGCCGUCUUGACCUGCUACUGAAGAUUUUGAAGGAAAGUGCGAACUGCUGCGAAUUGGUCUCCUACACCAUGGGACUGAUGGAGGGCGUGCUCAACCCGGACUUCUGCGCACCGCUCUACGACAGCAUACGCGACUUACUGCUAGCGAUGCCCAAGGAUAUGCUCGUCAACCAGUACCACAACCUGGUCACCUGCCUGUACAAGGUGAACAACCAUGAGCAGAUGGCGCAGCUGCUGCUGGACAUGGUCAACCACGACGACCACCUCAGGGCCUACCAGGUCUGCUACGACCUCGUGGACAUCGGCGACCAGAAGUUCCUCAAGGCUCUCAAGGAAUCGUCAAUCCUGGCUGUGGAGGGCAACUUCAUGAUCGACCGGGUCAAGCGGAUCCUCUCCGGCACUAGCACCACCGAACUGCACCUCGAGUUCUUGCACCGCAAGAACCACACCGACCUGAUGCUGCUCGAGCAUUACAUGAACAGCGUGGACCAGCGCAACAGCGUCGCGCACAACGCCGUCGUGCUCGCGCACGCCAUUAUGCAGGCUGGCACCUGCUGCGACGUCUUCCUGCGGGACAACCUCAACUGGUUGGCCAAGGCCAGCAACUGGGCCAAGUUCACCGCCACAGCCUCCAUUGGUGUCGUGCACAAGGGUUAUGUGAAGCACUACAAGAAGGUGCUAGCCUCCUACUUGCCGGGGGAGACGCCAAACUCCUCCCAUGCGUACUCGGAGGGAGGAUCGCUCUACGCCACCGGCCUUAUCCUGUCGAACCGUUUCGACUCGGAGGCGGCUGAGAUGAUGCUGGGGCACCUGCGCAACGAUACCGCCGAGGAGGCGCUGCAUCACGGCGCGGCGCUUGGUCUCGGCCUGGUAUGCAUGGGGCAGUGCGACCCCUUGAUCUACGAGGACCUGAAGGCCACCCUCUACAGGAACAGCGCGGUGUCCGGACAGGCUGCCGCUAUCGCCAUCGGACUGCUGAUGAUGGGAAGCGGCAACCUCGAGGUGCUGGACACGCUGUAUGCAUUCUGCGCCGACACGCAGCACGAGAAAAUCGUGCGAGCGUGCUCACUUGCCAUUGCGAUGGUGCUCUACCGCUGCGAGAAGAACGCGAGCAUCAUGAUCACCAAGCUCACCCACGACAACGAUCCGGUGGUGCGCUACGGAGGCAUGUUCACUUACGCCAUGGCGUACUGCGGGACGGGAUCGAGCAAGGCUUUGAAGGACCUGCUGUACGCGGCAGUAUCCGAUGUCUCGGACGACGUCCGAAGGGCCGCUGUGAUUGCACUCGGGUUCGUGCUCUGCAACACCCCGGAGGAGGUGCCCAAGGUACUCAAAUUGCUGGUUGCAUCGUACAACCCGCACGUGAGGUACGGCGCGGCGAUCGCACUGGGAAUCAGCUGCGCCGCCUUCCCGCAGCCCGAUGUCGUGCGGCUGCUCCAUUCGCUGUCGUCCGACCGCAGCGACUUCGUCAGACAGGGCGCCUUCAUCGCUCUGGGGCUCGUGCUGCAGCAAAGCAACGCGGAAACCAGCAACGACGUGAUGCAGGUGCGGGACCUCUUCAGGUCCGUGGCGGGCGAGAAGCACCAGGACAUAAUCGCGAAGUUCGGCGCAAUCGUCGGCGCGGGUCUCAUGGAUGCAGGCGGGCAGAACUGCGUGGCAUCGCUGUACACCGGCCGCGGCAACAUGCGGCGCGAGGCGGUGGUCGGCUUCCUGAUGUUCGCGCAGUACUGGUACUGGCACUCGUUCAUGCACUUCGUGUGCCUCACGUUCCAGCCCACCUGCCUCAUCGGCAUCAACAACGACCUGCAGAUCCCCACGGGCUACAAGGUGCUGUGCACCGCACCACCGAAGUCGUUCGACUACAUUCCCCACUUCACGGAUGAACCCACUGAACAAAAGAAGGCGGAGGUCACCGCCGUCCUCUCCAUUUCGGCCAAGCGCCGGGCGUGGCUCACCAACUCCAGGUCGAGCGACCAGUUGGGCGGGAAGGGAGACAAGAGCGACACCAAAGCCGGAGCCGACGAUGCCACUCCGACCACGUCAGAGCGCCAGUCUCAUGGCACGGAAAGCUCUAGCGCCGCCGGAGAAGCGGACCAGCCCGCUCAGGAGUCUCCCGAGGGAGGCAACGCAGAGCUGUCGGGCGACGUGGUGAUGGCCAACGGUGACGAACAGGGAUCCGACUCCACAGCCAGCGCCACUACAGGCGACAAGGCUGCGGAGCAGUCCACCGGUGUGCAGACGCUGCUGGAGAACCCCUGCAGGCUCAUCCCGAGACAGGCCGCCUACUGCAGCGUCCCACCAAACAGCCGGUACGUGCCCGCGUUCCCCGACCGCCGGCAGGGCAUAGUGCUGCUGCGCGACACUGCUCCGGGCGAACCCGAGGAGUACGUGGCCUGCGAAUCCGAGCAGCCCGAAGCACCACCGUUCACUCCGUUCGAAUACAAAGGUUAA